CGUGAAGUGAGCGAUGAAUAAUAUUAGGACAACAAACGUUACGACCGUCUGGAGGUGAGACGAAGGCCUCUAGUUGCCUUUCACGUACGAGUUAAUGUUCUCAUUGUUUUCGUACGGGCACUCCAGGGAGGCGUUUGAUCAAUUUUCCAUUUAGGGCGGCUUAGCAACGUCCCUCCGUACAAUGUUACAAUUUUCAUUAUAACACAGACAGUAGAACAAUAAAAGUAUUUAUUUAAAGUACAUAACUCGAUAACAACAAGUUUGAGAUGGAGGCACCAGCGCCGGCCCCUAUCGUCGUGGGCGGCCGCCGGGAACCUUCCACCGAUCCUGUCAAGGCUCAAGGCAUUCUGACUACCAUAACUCGUAAAGAAUGCGACGCUGCUCGCCAGUGGCACGAGAAAUGGGGAUUUUAUACUCGCAUGCGGGAGAUACAGGAAGAAGAAGCAGUAAAACUUGGUCUGUCCUUGGAAGAAUACCGAGCCGCUGUAAAGUCGGUAGACUGCCAACCGGAGCCGAGAACUUAUCCAGUGGUUGUAGACCCAUCUCCAAAACCCUUGCCACCUACAUCAGCAGCCAUGGUCGGAAGACGGGCUACAUGUCCUUUGGAGCGCUACGGCCGCCUUGUAAAGACCGACCGAGACUUUCCAAGCAGACCGCCUCUUCCGCCCGGUCAAAUUUAUGAUCCUUUCAAGCAAACUUUGGUGUUUUUAGGGAGCGUGGAGGGUGAUCCCAUAUCUUACAAGCUGCCAGCGGCACGCUGCGAGAUACAAGACGAUAUGUGGGCGACGCCGCGCCGCGUCGACGUGAUGCCUCUCUCAUAUGAUUUCUUACAAAAACUAUGAUUCAAAUUAUUAUUUUCUUGCCAUAAAUGCAAAAAAUUUACCAAUUUA
Molecule: messenger RNA, 890 nt
Organism: Amyelois transitella
Lineage: Eukaryota; Metazoa; Arthropoda; Insecta; Lepidoptera; Pyralidae
Exons: 6
Coding region: 267-842 (191 amino acids)
Source: RefSeq, a predicted model, not a curated record